AUGAAAUGUCUUGUACAAGAUGGUGAGGCACUCUCAGCGGGAGCAGCGCCGUUUACAGGCCACCAGUGCGUUGAUGAUUGUGAGGAUGAUGCUUAUCAUAAAGCCAAGGCGGAUCCAGCCCAGGGCGUGGUUCCGGGGUCGUGUGACUCUGUGAUGAAGCACGAACGCUUCGGGAAACGCGUCGACGAGGGUGUGGAAUGGUAUGAGCUGGCGGGUAUGGAUGAGGAUCAGGAGAAGGAGAUCGGGAUGGGUGAAAGAGAAGAUGGCGAUGAUGCAGGGAGAGUGAGUCCCUGGGUUGUUUAG
This is a messenger RNA of Penicillium lagena, 303 nucleotides long. RefSeq lists its product as uncharacterized. The record is from RefSeq and is a predicted model, not a curated record. NCBI's taxonomy places the organism in Eukaryota, Fungi, Ascomycota, Eurotiomycetes, Eurotiales, Aspergillaceae. The coding region runs from base 1 to 303 and encodes 100 amino acids. The transcript has a single exon.